Messenger RNA from Puntigrus tetrazona (Sumatra barb), 5762 nucleotides. It is a transcript of the gene ahr2, whose product is annotated as aryl hydrocarbon receptor 2. Gene Ontology annotation, cellular component: aryl hydrocarbon receptor complex; nucleus. Gene Ontology annotation, biological process: regulation of transcription by RNA polymerase II. Bases 284 to 3367 code for a protein of 1027 amino acids. Gene Ontology annotation, molecular function: transcription cis-regulatory region binding; nuclear receptor activity; protein dimerization activity. Lineage: Eukaryota; Metazoa; Chordata; Actinopteri; Cypriniformes; Cyprinidae. The record is from RefSeq and is a predicted model, not a curated record. The transcript is spliced from 11 exons.
AAAAAAGGAAGAAGGAAAAUUUGCUCAGCUCACGCCAUUGCCAUUCGCCGUGUAGGAUGAAAACUUUCGGAAACUUUUCGUCUUCGUUUUAAGCUGCUUUCGGUGUAAAGAAGCGACGCCGGCGGGAAUUACAUCUGGACGGGACUUUUCUCCUCUUGUUUGUGUGUGUGCGCGCGCGAGGAUUUACCCGAAUAACGCACGCUUUCGUCGACAUUUAAAGGAAAUUUAGGGGAUUUUACAUGCUAGUCAUAUUUUAAACACUUCUCGGAGACACCAGACGACCAUGUCGGGGGGUAUCGGUAUAUAUGCGGUCAAGAAACGGAAGAAGCCCGUUCAGAAAAUACCCAAACCACCACCUCCCGAUGGUGUGAAAUCCAACCCCUCCAAGCGGCACAGAGACCGGCUGAACAGUGAACUGGACAAGCUGACCAACCUUCUACCCUUCUCAGAAGAUGUCAGCGCACGGCUAGACAAACUCUCUGUGCUUCGACUCAGUGUUGGAUACCUGAAGGUCAAGAGCUUCUUCAAUGCUACAGUCAAAAAGACGGGAGGAAAUGGAUGGAUAAACGACCGGUCAGGGACAUUCGGAGGAAACGGACAGUCAACGACCAGUCUGGAUGGAGUCAGUUUCUCAGAAGGGGAACUGUUGUUGCAGGCACUCAAUGGCUUUGUGCUGGUGGUCACCGCCGAAGGUUACGUGUUUUAUUCAUCUCCAACUAUACAGGACUACUUGGGCUUCCAUCAGUCGGAUGUGGUCCAUCAGAGUGUCUUCGAGCUCAUCCAUACAGAUGAUAGGGCAAUGUUCCGAAGACAAUUACACUUCGCUCUCAAUCCUACUUCGUGCGAUGGUAGCGAUAGAUCUGAAGCCAUUCAAAGCAGCAGUGACAUCACCAGAGACAUGGUAAACUACAACCCUCAACACAUCCCUCCAGAAAACUCGUCCUUCUUGGAACGAAGUUUCUGUUGCCGAUUUCGGUGCCUUCUUGACAACUCAUCAGGCUUCCUGGCCCUGAACUUCCAGGGGAGGCUGAAAUAUCUCCAUGGACAAAACAAGUUGGCUGAAGAUGGGACCUUAGCUCACCCUCAACUGGCUCUUUUUGUCAUAGCCACACCCCUCCAGCCACCCUCUAUCUUGGAGAUCAGGAGCAAGACUCUUCUUUUCCAAACCAAACACAAGCUGGACUUUACACCUAUGGGUGUUGACACAAGAGGAAAAGUGGUUCUUGGCUACACUGAGAUUGAGCUGUGUAUGAGAGGCUCUGGCUAUCAGUUCAUUCAUGCUGCUGACAUGAUGUACUGUGCUGACAACCAUAUCAGAAUGAUAAAGACUGGAGAAAGUGGUUUAACUGUCUUUAGGCUUCUCACGAAAGGGGGCACAUGGAUCUGGGUUCAGGCCAAUGCUAGGCUUGUUUAUAAAGGAGGAAGGCCAGACUUCAUUAUUGCUCGACAAAGAGCACUAACUAAUGAGGAGGGUGAGGAACACCUCCGUCAGAGGAAGUUGCAGCUGCCCUUUAGCUGCACCACUGGUGAGGGUGUCUUGUAUGAGACUGGCCCCACACUGGACAUUACUGACAUUCAAAAUCCAAGCAAAGGCCAGAAGAUGCACAAACCUCAAUCUCUAGACCCAGAUUCUCUUCUCGGCUGCAUGCUGAAACAGGAUCAUUCCGUCUACAACCAGAACAAUGACCCCAAUUCCCAGUUCACCCUUGACAAGGCUUUCGGGGAUAGCCACGCCCUGCUCAAUGUCCCUGGGAACACCUGGCAGCCGUCAGCCCCAAACACUGUGGCUGGAAUAAAGGAGGAAGGUGUGGUAAAGGACAUGAUGGAAAGCUUGCAACAGAUUAUUGGGGACAGCAGUAUUUGCGGCCUUCAGGAGUUUGACGUGAAUGAAUCGGACCUGAAGGAGUGGGAGAACACUUUGCUCAGGAUGAACUACAACAAUGAAAUGGAACUUAAUGAAAUCAUCACCAACGACAUCCUCUCUUAUGUCGAGGAUGCCCUUUUUAAGGAAAAUGGCAUUCAGAUGCCCGAACAACUCAAGAGCCAGGGUCCAUUUGUUGAGGUGCCUGAGUGUCUUCAAGAAAUGGAGCUACAGAAUAACUUAGCUGUUAACCAGGAAUUCAACUGCCAGGCAGAUAUACUUAGUGGAUCCCCAGGCGGGGGUGGUUUCAUUGGAAUGAAUAUCCAAGAUGAAGUGGACGCCAGUAAUCCUGGAAGAAUAACGGUGAAACUCACCCAUAUGGGGCCACAGGUGCUACCUGGCGACACAUUUGUCCAAUCAUUCGGACUAGAACAGACAACCCAGAAGAUGCCUGGCAAUAAUAACAUUAUGUUUAAUCCUUCUCUAGCCAUGCAGCAGCCGACCCAAGUCAGCCUUGGUCUGCAAGGUACUGUGCAAGAGAACGGCAUAGUGCCAUGUGGCCAGAGAAACCUACAGCCUGGAAACCAGCCCCCUCACAACGCAAUGACUCUCCCUCUUCAAAGUCCUCUAUUGCAGGGCACUCCCUCCCAGCCAAUGGGCUUCCAUGGCCAGAAUUCCCUUCCUCAACAACAGUCAAUCAACCAGAACCCUCAGUGGGUGGCUAACAGCAAAAAUACGAUGGAUAACCUCCUAAAUUCAUGCACCCAUAACAUUUCAGGUGUACAAGAUACAGGACUACACUUUGGCCCAACUCCCCAACUACAAGGACAGUUUUCUCUUCACACUCAAAAUGCCACCAGUUCAGGACUGCAUAACUGGCAGCAGUCACAGCCUCAGCAGGUCUCCAAAUUGUUUUCUAGUGGGCAACAGAAUAUGACAGGCUUUGUUGGCCAAGUUAAAGACUUCCAAAGAGACCUAAUUGGAGAACUGAUGCCGCACAAAAACGCACAAGGAUUCGGGUCUGGUUUUCUGCCCCGGACAACUGCAAAUAGCAUUUAUCCUCAGCAAGGAGAGAUUAUCAACAACAGCCCUCAUCAGACCACCAACAGCUGCAUGUUCACAGGCACUCCUCAACCAUCGGUGAACGGGAUGCAGUACAGUUCUGGAGAUCCGAUAUCUUCAGUGGCAUCCUGUCAGAGGGUUAAAGGUCUGGUUAACCAAAGUCCUACACAAGCAUCCUGCUACUACCAAAGAGGUCCUAGCGAGUCAAUCGUGGGCACGUCGGUCAUCCCACAAGAAGACACCAACAUCAGCCCCAUGGCCUGUCGAGUCCCACUUGGGUUAACUCCAGAUAAUGUACUUGCUCAGCAGUAUCUCUCCUGCAACGACCAGACACAGAUCUCAAACCGUCCACUUGAGGAGAAAGGAACGUUCCAUUUUCCGUCACUGACCAAUGGAACCACCUAUUUUUCAGAGAACAACCAAAGCAAUUGCUGUGACUAUUAAAUCACACUCAAUACAGCCACACAUCAACAGUGCUGUACCUUUUCUAGGAACUUGUUUGUCCCUCGAGAGACACGCAUCUGCUUCUAAAGACACUCUUGGCUGAAAACCUACAAGACAUUACAGAACUUUAAAAAGCAAUUUUACCACACAUUUUUUUUCACCCUUAUAUACUUGUUCACUUGUUCACACCCUCUCUGAUGUGAAAUAAGCAGUGGCCCGAAAGAAAAUAUUUAUUUUUUUAAGCGCGUCCUUUCAUCCCUGAAGGAUAUUGUUUUGUUUUGCCAUUCUGGCCCGGAAAAAGAGUGAGAUAGCGAGUGUAAUAACAAGGAGAGGCGUGUGAGCAAGUGUGUGUUUGUGUCUAUGUGUGCGCGAGGUAGCCUAGAGUUCAUUUAUGAAGUAUACAGAAGCAACGGUGGAGCCUUUUAAUUGCAGGGAUGGGAUUCUGAGGAAAUUCAAGGUGCACGCAAGAUGCUAUUUAUUGGGGUAAGUUUCGACUCAAAAAGGGAAAGUCUGUCUAAGAGAGGGCAUGAAAUUGGCUCUCUGUAGACCUUAGUGUUAUCAAUGUACUGUUAUCAAUGUACAAUGUACACUUUCUCGACAGAAAUACUCUACUUAUGGCCUCUGUGGCACCAUUGGAUUGUCAGAGCGAGUCAUUAAAUUUGACAUUUUCCCAGAAUUUCCCUGAAGCUCCACCCACUGCACGUAAUAAAGUUGUACAAGGAAAGAUUUAGGUAAUGCCUGCAAAAUGAAUAGUCCCAGGACACUUUUUCUUCUCAACAACACUUUUUACAUUCAAAGAGUAAAAACUGUCUGCUCUUUUAUGGUUGCGUUAACCAUAUGUUUCAUGUGUAUUACAACAAUAUCUGAAUGUUAUCGCUUAUUGUACACAUUUUUUUUUUGUCUGUUUGUUUAAAAUGUGUCUUUUGUACUUUUUUAUGCAUAUAAUCGAAAUUACGGAAACGCCAUUGAGCCAUUUUUGUCCACUUUUAAUUUGCCGAUUUCCCUCUUGCGUUCUGUUUGCGUCGACACUUAUAUGGAAGAAUUCCAGUAAUUCUUAAAUUGUGUUGCGUGCCAUGAGAAUCACAGCAGCCAGCAUAUCCUGCCUCCAGAAGAAAGGUAAAAUCGAAUGUCUUCUAAAGACAGAACAGACUACGUGAUCCCAAAAGUAAAUGUUUGUCGAGAUAACUUUUUUUUUUUUUCACGACCACGGUGAGAGUUCUUGUUUAAUCAGGAAAUACAGCGGCAGCCAAAAAGUUUAAAAGAAGCACAGUGUAGAGAAUGCUCUCAAAAUUGUGAGAUUGUUCGGAAAAAAUUGGGUUUGCGUAAAUUUGUAUGCAUUCGAUUGAAUCCGAUUUCUGUAGAAAUUCUCUUUUCGUAAAACGACUUCGCAGGCCCCUUUGUGCCUUAUUUUGCAAGAAUAUAAAGCCAUUUGAUUCGAUUGUAUCAGCACUUUGAAUGUGUGUAUAUAUAUAUAUAUAUAUAUAUAUAUAUAUAUAUAUAUAUAUAAAAACAUGUUUGGAUCAAGAUGCUGUAGCUAUAGACAUAUGACUGAUUGGUUAUAUUUUGCAAAAUGAACUCUGUGAAAAGGCCUUAAUUUCUUUCAGCCCAAAGGUUAUUCCACUUAUUUCCCUCCCGUCUUCACUCUCUUUGGACGAAAUGAUCGUGGCUUGCAGAGGAGGAAAGGAAUUGAAAUGGCAGCUAUAAUUGAAUCUGAGAAGCAAUGUUUUUAACAACUGGUUGUUGUUGUUAGCAUGGACGGAAUCGAUUGCGCUAGUUUGUUAAGUGUUGUACAUAGCCUCACAGUUCAAGAGUUACGGGACACUUUCUACUCGACUUCUUAAGUGCCUUCAGACAGCUUUCGUUUUCUGAGAUCAGCGACUUUUUCUGCUCCCUUUGAUUUCAUUUGAACCGAAAGCUAAAGGAGUUGUAAUGUAAAUAAGAGCGUUCUGUAUUUUAUUGCCAGAUGUCUGCUGGCUAAGAGAGGAGGUUGGUAAUCGCUAGAAGAUUUAUUUGAUUGAUGGUUGGUUAAUGGACGAUCGAUCCGUUGAUCGCUUGACAGAUUGAUUACGCACAAAUAGUAGCGACGGAUUUGGUUUGCGCUGACGUUCGUUUUCAUGCUUUGAAAUCUAUCUACUACGCCAUGUCCUAACCAGGCUAUGAAACCUCUUCUUGCACUGGGUAGCUCCGUCCACAGUGCUGUAUAUUAAAUCAGUGGUUCUCAAAUGGCUUUGCUUCAGGACUUUACCGUGGCGUUUAUUAUACAAAAGCCAUUAUUGUACAAAGCGGCUCGUUUGUUUCGAUCAUUUCACAACUGGUAUUUUAUGUAUCUUAUAUUCUUCCUGUGACACUUUUUUUUGUGAAAUUAAAAAUUACGCACAAGUCCAAAAAAAAACAA